AACUUUUUUCUCUUUCUCAGCUGGAGAGAUUUACCAGCAUGAGAAUUAAGAAGGAGAAGGAAAAGCCCAAUUCUUCUCAUAGAAAUUCAUCAUACGGGGAUGAUCCCUCAGGACAGUCAUUGCAAGAUAUUUCAGAUGAGCAAGUUUUAAUACUUUUUGAACAGAUGCUGGUGGACAUGAACCUGAAUGAGGAGAAACAGCAACCUUUGAGAGAAAAGGACAUUAUUAUCAAGAGGGAGAUGGUGUCCCAAUACUUGCACACCUCCAAGGCUGGCAUGAGCCAAAAGGAGAGCUCUCGGUCUCCCAUGAUGUACAUUCAGGAGUUGAGGUCAGGCUUGCGGGAUAUGUCUCUGCUCAGCUGCCUGGAGUCCCUUCGUGUCUCCCUCAACAACAACCCUGUCAGCUGGGUGCAAACAUUUGGUGCUGAGGGCCUGGCCUCCUUGCUGGACAUCCUUAAACGACUCCAUGAUGAGAAAGAGGAGACUGCUGGGAGCUAUGAUAGCCGUAACAAGCAUGAGAUCAUUCGCUGCUUGAAAGCUUUUAUGAACAACAAGUUUGGAAUCAAGACCAUGUUAGAGACAGAAGAAGGAAUCCUGCUGCUGGUCAGAGCCAUGGAUCCUGCUGUUCCCAACAUGAUGAUUGAUGCAGCUAAGCUGCUUUCUGCUCUUUGUAUCCUACCACAGCCAGAGGACAUGAAUGAAAGGGUUUUGGAAGCCAUGACAGAAAGAGCUGAGAUGGAUGAGGUGGAACGUUUCCAGCCACUGCUGGAUGGACUAAAAAGUGAGACCUCCAUUGCACUCAAGGUGGGAUGCCUACAGCUAAUCAAUGCUCUCAUCACACCAGCUGAAGAACUUGACUUCCGAAUUCACAUCCGAAGUGAACUGAUGCGCUUGGGGCUGCAUCAAGUGUUGAAGGAUCUUCGGAAGAUCGAAAAUGAUGAUAUGAGAGUGCAGCUAGCUGUGUUUGAGGAGCAAGGGGAUGAAGAUUCCUUUGACCUGAAGGGACGGCUGGAUGACAUUCGAAUGGAGAUGGAUGAUUUCAGUGAAGUCUUCCAAUUUCUCUUAAACACGGUGAAGGACUCAAAGGCAGAGGCACACUUCCUGUCCAUUCUGCAGCACCUACUCUUAGUCCGAAAUGACUACGAGGCCAGACCGCAGUAUUAUAGGUUGAUUGAAGAAUGUAUUUCUCAGAUAGUUUUGCACAAGAAUGGGGCUGAUCCUGACUUCAAGUGCCGGCACCUCCAGAUUGAUAUUGAGGGAUUGAUUGAUCAAAUGAUUGAUAAAACAAAGGUAGAGAAAUCUGAAGCCAAAGCUACAGAGCUGGAAAAAAAGCUGGAUGUAGAGUUAACAGCCCGACAUGAGCUACAGGUGGAAAUGAAAAAGAUGGAAAGUGACUUCGAGCAGAAGCUCCAGGAUCUUCAGGGAGAAAAGGAUGCAUUGGGUUCUGAAAAGCAACAGAUUGCCACCGAGAAACAGGACCUGGAAGCAGAGGUGUCUCAGCUCACAGGACAGGUUGCCAAGCUGUCCAAGGAAUUGGAAGAUGCCAAGAAAGAAAUGGCUUCUCUCUCUGCUGCAGUUACUGCUGUAGCUCCUCCCAGCAGUGCUACUGUUCCCCCUGCCCCUCCUCUGCCUGGUGACUCUGGCACUGCUAUUCCACCCCCACCUCCUCUUCCUGGGGGUGGCACCAUUCCUCCUCCACCACCUCCCCCUCCUCUCCCUGGUGACUGUUUCACUGCUAUUCCACCCCCACCUCCUCUUCCUGGGGGUGGCACCAUUCCUCCUCCACCACCUCCCCCUCCUUUGCCUGGGGGUGCUGCCAUCCCCCCACCCCCUCCUCCCUUACCUGGUGGACCAGGAAUGCUGCCUCCUCCUCCUCCCCCUCUUCCUGGUGGUACUGGAAUCCCCCCACCUCCUCCAUUUCCUGGAGGCCCUGGCAUUCCUCCACCUCCACCAGGAAUGGGUAUGCCUCCACCUCCCCCUUUUGGAUUUGGAGUUCCUGCAGCCCCAGUUCUGCCAUAUGGACUAACCCCAAAGAAGCUUUAUAAGCCAGAGGUACAGCUCCGGAGGCCAAACUGGUCCAAGUUUGUCGCUGAGGACCUUUCCCAGAACUGCUUCUGGACAAAGGUGAAGGAGGACCGCUUUGAGAACAAUGAACUUUUCGCCAAACUUACCAGUGCCUUCUCUGCGCAGACCAAGACAUCAAAAGCCAAGAAAGAUCAGGAAGGUGGAGAAGAAAAGAAAUCUGUGCAAAAGAAAAAAGUAAAAGAGUUAAAGGUGUUGGAUUCAAAAACGGCCCAGAAUCUCUCUAUCUUUCUGGGUUCCUUCCGCAUGCCCUAUCAAGAGAUUAAGAAUGUCAUCCUGGAGGUGAAUGAAGCUGUUCUGACUGAGUCUAUGAUCCAGAACCUUAUUAAGCAGAUGCCAGAGCCAGAGCAGUUGAAAAUGCUUUCCGAACUGAAGGACGAAUAUGAUGAUCUGGCAGAGUCGGAGCAGUUUGGCGUGGUGAUGGGCACUGUGCCCCGCCUGCGUCCUCGCCUCAAUGCCAUCCUCUUCAAGCUAUUGUUCAGUGAGCAAGUGGAGAACAUCAAGCCAGAGAUUGUUUCCGUGACUGCCGCAUGCGAGGAGUUGCGGAAGAGUGAGAGCUUCUCUAACCUCCUGGAGAUUACCCUGCUUGUCGGCAACUUUAUGAAUGCUGGUUCCAGGAAUGCUGGGGCUUUCGGCUUCAACAUCAGCUUCCUCUGUAAGCUUCGAGACACCAAGUCCACAGAUCAGAAGAUGACAUUGUUGCAUUUCUUGGCUGAGUUAUGUGAGAAUGACUAUCCUGAUGUCCUCAAGUUUCCAGAUGAGCUUGCCCACGUGGAGAAAGCCAGCCGAGUUUCUGCUGAAAACUUGCAAAAGAAUCUAGAUCAGAUGAAGAAACAAAUUUCUGAUGUGGAACGUGAUGUUCAAAAUUUCCCAGCUGCCACAGAUGAGAAAGACAAGUUUGUUGAAAAAAUGACUAGCUUUGUGAAGGAUGCGCAGGAACAGUAUAACAAGCUGCGGAUGAUGCAUUCUAACAUGGAGAGCCUCUAUAAGGAGCUGGGCGACUACUUCCUCUUUGACCCCAAGAAGGUGUCUGUGGAAGAAUUCUUCAUGGAUCUCCACAACUUUAAGAAUAUGUUUGUGCAAGCCGUCAAAGAGAACCAGAAGCGACGGGAGACAGAGGAAAAGAUGCGGCGAGCAAAACUAGCCAAGGAGAAGGCAGAGAAGGAGCGGCUGGAGAAGCAGCAGAAGAGAGAGCAACUCAUAGACAUGAAUGCAGAAGGUGAUGAAACAGGUGUGAUGGAUAGUCUCCUGGAAGCCCUGCAGUCAGGUGCAGCAUUCCGACGGAAGAGAGGACCCCGGCAGGCCAACAGGAAAGCCGGGUGUGCAGUCACAUCUCUGCUGGCCUCGGAGCUGACCAAGGACGAUGCCAUGACUGCUGUUGCUGCCAAGGUGCCCAAGAUCAGUGAUGGGGUCCCCACAAUCCUUGAGGAAACCAAGGAGUUGGUUGGCCGUGCAAGCUAAUCUGGGUCCUGUGGCCGAAGCUCCUCAGUGGAGCCCCAGUCUGUCCUGCCUGCAGCCUGUGCCUAAAGGGUCAUGGAGAUCUCCCUGUGGGUGGCCGUUCCCAUCACCCCGACCCUGUCUUUCUCUCUGGCCUGCUGCUCUCUGUCUGUCACACAGCUUCAGCUGCCUGGGGCCAGCAGGAGAGGGCGGUAGGGGGAGGCCUGAGCCCAACCCAGCCAGCGCUGGCUGUUGCAUUACCAAAGCAGGCUCUGUGUUCGCUGCCUUAACCCCAAGUGUCUCCUCUCUGUUACUCUGAGGCCUCUCUCAGACAGAGUCCCACCUGCUUUCUCAGCCCCUGGCUUUCCAGUGGGCUUCCCAUAGGUCAAUCUUGCUGGGUUUGUGCUUUUCUUUUGUGGUUUCUCUGGCCCUGAGAACAGCAUGGGGCUUGUGAACCUUUGGGCUAUAUCCCACCUUUCAUUGUGGUUCCCUCUGCUCUGCUCUUUCUUCUCCUGGCUGUUAUUUAUUACUAGUGGUAUGGCAUUGGGAGCUACUUCUAAGGAAGUGGUGAGAAAUCCCACUCUUAAGCCACCUUCCUGAGAAAGGCCUCCCAAAACAAAAAAGGACCUGGACCACCUUUAUGUGUUCCACUGGGGCUUAGGCCAGAGCCUGUGCGCAGGCCAGGCAUAGAGACAUUGUGGGACCUGCCCCAGCCUGCUGCCAUGCUUUGUGCCCUUGCCUCUCUGGACCCUCUACACCACCCCCAGGCUCCUGAGCCAUGGUCCCCCCUGCCCUCCCCAGAGCUUUGGUGCAUCUCAUCUGGAGUAUUGUGACCAUCCCAACACCUCAUGCUCUGUCUCCAAGGAAAUGGGAGGUGGAGCCUCCUGGCUGAGAAAUUGUUUUGCAAAUGGAUCUAUUUUUGUAUGAGAUUUUUUUUUUUUAAAGAAAAAUAACUCUUCCUUCCCCCUUUCUCCAUAAUGUAAGAGGCUUUGAUGGCAGGUUCCAGAGUCCUUGGGAUUACUCCCCACAGGCCUCAACCGGGCCCCUGGACCUCCACCUCAGCUCUCAAGCUCUGGGCCCUUGAUGCCAGUGCGAAUUCUCUCUCCCAGCACCCGGUUCUGGUGGAGGAGGAAGCUCUUCUCUGAGCUGAGCCAGGUCUAAGAGUAGUGGGAGCUCUGAGACCAGAGUUUUUAUAAAUUUAAUAUAUUUAUCAAGCCAAAUGUGCAGAUGCUAACUGGACACUCUGGGGAAGUGGGCACAGGAGUGCCCCCACACUUUGUACUCCUGCUCCCUUCUGAACAGUGGGCAGGCCAAACUGUUCAGUGGCCCCAGCCACCGGAAGCUCAGACGGGCUCAAGGUGACACUUGUGCCACCCUGUGCUCCUUUCAUCGUCCCACCUGGGUAGGGAGAGAAUAGCACUGUUAGGCUUGGCCCAGAUACGGUUGUUAGUGCAGGGGGGCAGGGGGAGACUAGGGACUUGCACUGAGGCCUGGAGGCCAGGAGGAAGGCUCUGGUUGCUAGAGCCUGUGUGAAGGGCCAACAGCAGUUCUUUGGAGCUAUUCCCGGAAAGAUUGGUACGAGGGCCUGCCGCUCCCUAGGUCUCCUUCCUCUCCCUGCUGACAUCUGGGGCUUUGACCCUUUCUUUUUUAAUCUACUUUUGCUAAGAUGCAUUUAAUAAAAAAUAAAUAUUUAAAAAAGAGACAAAAUGCAGACCUAUUUCCCUUGCCUCUCGGGCUUCUGGGAUGUCAUCACCUCCAGUUUGUUGGGUUUGUUUCCAACUGUUAAUAAAGCAUUGAAACAGUA
Molecule: messenger RNA, 5322 nt
Organism: Myotis davidii
Lineage: Eukaryota; Metazoa; Chordata; Mammalia; Chiroptera; Vespertilionidae
Gene: DIAPH1
Product: diaphanous related formin 1
Exons: 26
Coding region: 39-3542 (1167 amino acids)
Biological process (GO): actin filament polymerization; actin cytoskeleton organization
Cellular component (GO): actin filament; cytoplasm
Molecular function (GO): small GTPase binding; actin binding; microtubule binding
Source: RefSeq, a predicted model, not a curated record